This is a messenger RNA of Ostreobium quekettii, 217 nucleotides long. The record is from the annotation of a GenBank genome assembly. NCBI's taxonomy places the organism in Eukaryota, Viridiplantae, Chlorophyta, Ulvophyceae, Bryopsidales, Ostreobiaceae.
GCCGCAGGCGACGACAGGGGCGGCAUCCAGCUGGACGGCUCCAUCUUCAGCGUGCGCUCGGAUGGCGACUUCGACAUGUCCAACCGGACCGUCUUCUUCAGGCCCUUCCGGAGCGGUAGCAAGGAGUCGUACGUCUACAGCGUGGUCGACACCACCGUGGAAAAGACCCUGAGCCCCGUUGAGCUCAAGCGGGACCACGUGCGCUUGAGCUUGGGAG